Messenger RNA from Drosophila sechellia, 3450 nucleotides. RefSeq names its product mediator of RNA polymerase II transcription subunit 15. The transcript has 7 exons. The record is from RefSeq and is a predicted model, not a curated record. The coding region runs from base 506 to 2830 and encodes 774 amino acids. NCBI's taxonomy places the organism in Eukaryota, Metazoa, Arthropoda, Insecta, Diptera, Drosophilidae.
CGCUUUGCAGCUCAGUUUGCUUUGAGCGCUGGAACGCGAAAGUCGUCGACGGAGAGCCAACGGUGCGGAUGAAAGUUUCGAAGCGAACUGGGAAGAUUUUUGAAAAGCGCAGGCGUGCAACGGUUUUUUUUUUUGGUUUGGUUUUUUUUUGGGGGCUUGGGCUACGCUUCGUGGCGAACGGUGAAUGGCAGGCUUUUUUUUCGAGUGUGGUGGCUGAGUGCAAUUCAAAACGCAUUUCGUGCAUAAUUUGUGGAAUUUUACGCGUUGUAAAAUCAAUUUCAUUGUGCAAAUUUGAAUUCUUGCCUGCUUUCCGUUGGCUUGCAGCGGCAACAGCUGAAAUAUAAUGCAGCCACAUCAAGCGGGCAAGCAAUAAACAAAUAUCCCAAAAAAAUCAAGAAAAUUUACAAAAAAAAAAAAAAACAAAGAAACACACACACAUUUGAAGAGUCAACAGCAAUUACAAGGCACUAAAAACCGGAGGAAGAGGGACCUCUUCGGGAUCAGGAUGUCGGCUGCCACGCACAUGGCCAUGCCGGCUCACGCCGUCGUCCCGCCGCCCGGCACACCGCCUGUGCUGGGGGGCAGUGGGUGCUCCAAUCUCAGUCUGCCGUCGGGCAAGCGUGGCCACAAGCGCAGCGUUUCGCUGGAGAAUAAUGCACCACUGGCACUGCGCAGCACUCCCAGCAUGGGCCAAUCCUCGCUGGGCUCGCCGCUGCUGCAGUUUGGCCAGGCGCAGGGGCAAGGACACGCGCAGGGUUUCCACACGGGCACAUUGAAGUCGCGCCAGGAGCAGCGCCGGCUGAGCCAGAAGUUCGGGAGUCACAGCAACUUGGAUGACGAGGGUGUGGGCAUUGGUGUGGGCAUGGGCAUGGGCCUGCAGAUGCGCAGCAAGUUCCAGAACAUACGGCAAAUGUUCGAGCUGAGUCGCAGUUGUGUGGGCGGCGGGGGCGGCGAUGGCAGAGGGGGCGCGGCCGAGGAGGAGGCAAUGCAAUCUCUGCCAGCAACAUUGCCGCAGCAGCAGCAGCAGCAGAGGCGCACCACGCCCAUUGCCGGCGGAAGUCGCCAGCAGCAACAGCAACAAAUGGGCGAGGCGGAACAGACCAGCGGCAACUUUCUGCGACCCAUUGCCUUCAAGCCCAUUCCGUUUGAGCCGGACUACCGCAUCGCCUGCCAGCAGCAGCAGCAGCAUCAGCAGCAACUGCAGUUGCAACAACAGCAGCAGCAGCAGCAACAGUUGCAGCUGCAACACCAACAGCAUCAACAGCAGCAGCAGCAUCAACAGCAACAUCAACAGCAGCAGCAACAACAUCAGGCGCUGCAGCUGUCGACGGAUGGCGGGCAGGCGGGGGGCGUGGCGGCCGAGCGGUACGGCUACGGAUCGACGCCGUCACUUGCCCCACUGCCCACCGCAUCGGCCCAGAAAUUUGGCAGUACCACUGACCUACGGCACUUGGCCGCUCGACGUCCCAAUCAUCGCCUGCUGCAGCGCUCCAGUAACGAGGACUCCCUGACCCUUGACCUCCUGAGCACGGGCAGCCACGACAGACCCGAUGGAGCCAGCAGCAAGAGCAGCGGCACUGUGGUGGGCAGCAGCGACCUGACGCCCUCGCCGUCGGAUUCUGGGAUCUCGGAACUGGAGGCGGCGCUGAAGGAUCGCGACUCGGAGCUCUCGUACCUGCGACAGGCCAUGGAGCACAAUGAGAAAGUAAUUUUCCAAGUUCAAAAGGACAAGGAGGUGUACUGGGAGCACGAGACGCAGCGUUUGCGACUCUUCUACGAGGGUCAGCAGCGGGAGUGCCAGCUGAAGCUGCGCAAGAUGGAGCAGCUACUCGGACUGCAGCAGUUCCAGCUGAAGCAGCACAAGCUGCGCCAAUCGGAGCAGGUCAACCGGCUGCAGCAGCAGCUCGACUUGGCCAGGGACUCCAGCCAGGGCCUGCAGCAGCAGGUGGACGCACUGCGUCACCAGCUGGAGGACAGCGAGUGGCGCGUCUGCGAGCGCAACGGGGAGAUAGCUUUACUCAAGACGCAGCUCAAGGAGGCGCAUCUGGAAAUCAACAUGAAGGAUCAUGCGAUUGUCAGCCUGAAGCACAGCAGCAACAGGAGCAGCAGCAACAGCAACAGCAGCAAGUCCUGUGACACAAACACAAGCCAAAGUCAACCAAAGCAGCAGGCGAAGGAGGAGCAGCAGCAACAUCAGCAGCAACAGCAGCAGCAACAGCAACUGAAGCAACAACAUCAGCCCGACCAGCAGCAACUGCAGAAGAUCAUCACGCUGAAGGAUCAGGUGAUUGGAGCACUGACCAGCGAGCUGGCCAAGUUGCGCAAGGAGCUAUCCGAUCUGGCCAUUGCCCACGAGUACGGCGAGGAGCCCUGCGGCCGAUACACUCGCCUCAAGCAGCAGCUGGACAACCUGAACGAGAUCUGCCAGAAGACACGAAAGUACACAACAAGAUCCGCAUCCCCAACAGCAGCAGUAGCACCGCCAGCAGCACAAGUGGCACCACCAAGCUGCGCCCAGGAGCUGCCCAAGUUGGAUAUGCUGGUGCAGCGAUUGCAAUUGGACCAGGGACAGGGUACGCAGCAAACGCUGGACACGCUCAUCGAGGAGUCCACCACGUAUGCGGAGGAUAUAGCCAAGCUGCGCCAGAAACUGGACGACUUUCGCCUGAAUCUCGAGCUGGAGAAGCGUCAGUGGAGCGCCGAGAAGGACAAGGUGCUGGGCUACCAGAAGCAGCUGCAGGCCCACUACAUCCACAUGUACCAGAAGCUGCGCUGCCUGGACAGCGCUGGAGCAGCAGCUGGCCAGGUGGAGGCCACCAGUGGCAACUGAGCGGAGCUGGGAACUGCAGGCAAUGGUGCUAUCGUCGCUGGGCUAACAAACUUAGGAACUUCCACUUGGUUUCCUUGCAACUGAACAAAAUAAUGUUUUUAAAAUAUAAACAUAUUUGAAUACUAUUCUUUAAAUUGUCAGCUCUUAUUUUUAAUGUUAACUUUUAUUAAAAAUAAAAGUUAAUGGCACUCAAAACCAGUGAGUUUGAAACAUUUCCUUCCCCCGGAGAUAAAUAAUACACGAUUUUCGAUAUUACUAGAGUUGAUGUACACAUAACUCUGAUGAAUAUUUAUACAAGAUAUGCGUAAUGAAUUUUUUGUUUUUAAUAUUUUACAAAUAUAUAUAUAUGUAUGUGUACUUUUAAUUUAUUAAAUGUAAUUAUAAACGAGAAAAAAAAACAUUUGUGAUUUCGCACGUUGAAUAUAAUAAUAUAUAUUUAUACAUAUGUAUGUCGUUCCAUUAUGCAUAUGCAAUAAAAAAUGAUAAUAAUGAAAUAACAAUAUUUUUGCUUUAUUGAUGAGGACCAGCGCUACAAUUAAUGUGCAAGAUCGAUAAAUGGUAAAUGACUCAACUGGAGGCUAAACAUAAACUGUAAUUGGUAGUUAACAUCAUAAAAAAAA